Messenger RNA from Hypoxylon trugodes, 1971 nucleotides. RefSeq lists its product as uncharacterized. Lineage: Eukaryota; Fungi; Ascomycota; Sordariomycetes; Xylariales; Hypoxylaceae. The record is from RefSeq and is a predicted model, not a curated record. Gene Ontology annotation, molecular function: zinc ion binding; DNA-binding transcription factor activity, RNA polymerase II-specific. The coding region runs from base 304 to 1971 and encodes 555 amino acids. The transcript has 6 exons. Gene Ontology annotation, biological process: regulation of DNA-templated transcription.
AAUCGGGCGACCCAGUGGUGGCCCGGUCCUGGUAAGCAGCCAAUGAGAGUGAACCUUUUCAAUGGUACUCGCAGAUGCGGACUUGGGGUUGUCAAGGCCUCGACAUGAGACGGUGUCUUAGCAGUAAUUCAUGACAGUUCACCACUCAUCCCCCUUUGGUUCUCAACAUCACUUAUCGUCGUUUUCCCCCACUUCAGGUACCGAAGUGACCCGCUGGCGCCUGCUGAUUUGUCUCGUGCACGGUCUGACAAAGGAACGUACCUACAUAUACAGGCGACUUACACGAGCCACGCAACCGCCAACAUGAGCAGCAACGACCUAUCCCAGAUCACUAACCAGAUCCCUGACUUUAUUGGCGGGCUACCCAGGAGUAGGCAAACCAAGGUCCCUGCCCCACCGGAUGAAUUCGGAGAGUACUUUGAUUAUAAACGUUUCUACGAGGGAACCCCAGCCGCCGAUGGCGACUCGCGGAGCCGGUCAGACGCUUCGUCUAUUCCGGGACUAACAUCCGGCCCUUCGGAGGAAGACGGCGCAGCGUCCCCGAGGUCCACAGAGGAUCCUUUCCAAUUCAAGGAAGCCGUUGAGAAGAUUAAGCAACACGAUGAUCGCUUCACCCUCCCAGCCCGCGAGAUCAGACCCAACGGUAUCGAACCCUAUCCAUGGCAGAUGGAAAUCGAUAACACACUAGCUUCGGGUGGAGCCGAGAUCCAGGGGCUUGGCAGUAGUAGUAGCCCACAGUCCCCGGCUUCCUCCAACGGAGCAUCGUCAUCGUCGUAUCAGAGCUCCACCUCGGCUGAUUCGCCGCUCAGCCGUGGCAAACGACAUCGCCCCCUAGACAACCCCGAGAAGGUUGCUCAGAUGCGCAAAGUUGGCGCUUGUUUCCGCUGCAAAGCACGCAAGGUCCCAUGUGGAGAAGGAGUCGCUUGCUCGCGUUGCGUGACCGAUGCAGGCAAGUAUUGCAGCGACGACGGUGAGCUAGCCGAACACAUGUGCUUCCGAAAGCCGAGCCCUAGCAGCGACCUCGCCUUCCAUAUUAUCUGGAAAGAGAAAACAAACCAACCCACCGCGUCGCAAAGAGGUAGCAAGUCGAUGUGGAACGUAUACUUCACAUCAGCCGACCCUCCCCUAGUACUUCCAGUCUCGCGCGACGAGCAGGCAUGGUGUGGGCUGCAAUACAACCAAGGACAAGAUAUCCAUCAAUACGUUUUGAACCCAAUUGGCGUCCCCGACUUUGACGCUACACUGAUCAAAUGGGCCUCGUGGCAGAUGCUCAAAGUUGAAGAACGGAGUUUUCAAUCGGCUCUGGAUAUUCUGGUUAGCACAUAUGCUCGAGAAGAGCAAUACCAACUCCCUCACUACGCCCUGGUGCGUAAAGUCCACGAUUUGAGGUGUAUGUACAAAAUUUGGCGGCAAAAGGAAUUCUUCUGCCACAGAUUCCAAGGACCUCACUUAGAACCGCUCCCCGAACGGAUCUGUCAGGAUUUGAAGGGAAUUAUUGUCCACAGGAUGAAGACACUUGAAUCCGACAUUUGGGCACAGUUCUAUAAGCUCUUGGAGGCGGGUUUGAAACCGAUCGAUCGUCUACCUCUCUGGGCUUGUAUGAUGCAACUCGUCUUGAUGUAUCGGGACAUAUAUAUCCUGAAUGGAUCGAAAGGCCCCUAUGGAGAAUCGUUGCAAUUACAAAUUAUGACGACCAGCCUCUUCGAAAAUUUGGUUGUCAUGUGCGAGAUCGCGUUCGGUAAAAAGAAGCCGGAAGCAAUGACUGACGACGGAAAUCCUGGUAAAAGGCAAUUAAACGCGGAUUUCGAAAAAGUAAAUGGCCGAAGAGAUGAGUUUUAUAAAUCUAUCGAGAACUGCGUUACGUAUACGCACUCUUCUAGCCUCGACCGCCUUUUCUGUGUUCUAUUGAUUGGAACACAAAAAGGCGCCACAAAGAAUGGGGCUCGAGCUCCUAAGCGAGCCAAGAGAUAA